GUGCAAAAAAAAAGAAAAAAAAAUUGGCGCUUGUUGCCUGUCCGAGAUCCCAUCCAACCCUCAUUAAGAAACUCCGCCAGUGACUUUGGUCUUUGUAUCAGCAUUUUUUGGGUCUCCUUCUGUUAAAUACUCAUUGACGUUUUCUCCUAAUCUUCCUUUUGUAUUCGCUUACAGUAUGGCUUCACCACAACCGUUAGCGCUUCUGCGUGAUUACACUUGUCAAAAUAAGCCCAUUACAUUACUUGAUGAAAACGAAAAGCCUGUCGCGUCGGUUGCUGACGCAGCGAUAAUGGCGUUCGAUAACCAUCGGUUUCCUCGACAGACCGCUACGCAUCUGAAAAAAAGCGCCAGUAGCCACGACACAUAUACCUUGGACACACUUUUAUUUCUUAUCCAGAAUGCCACAGUGGACAACAGUGCGUAUUUCAAAGAAUGCCGAGCUCACAAAAUGGAGCAUGUCUCCAUUGUCGACAAAAAGAAAAUCUUGGAUUACCUGACCGGCAAAAUCGACACCUUACCGAACUUGGAGGAAGCGGGCACACCUGAAAAACGAGCCAGAGACGAAGCCGCGGUGACGACGGCGAGCAAAAAGGCCAAAGUGGCACCUUUGAAAGCACACGACGAUCUGGUGAAGGAAGUCUUGGGACGAGAACGGGAAUUGGUCACUCGAUCUUCUAUUUUACGAGGCACCAAGAACUUUGAGAAUGCUGCUAUUCUUGUGUCCAAACUUGUAUUAAACAAAGAUAUCGCCCCCCGUUCAAGUACCAUGGGGAAACCCGGAGCAGCACCGUUGUCUUCUCAACGGCCAACGAUGCCUUCGCGAUCAACAUCUUCAUCGCACAACAAAGCACACAAACUGUCCAAACAAGAUAAAAUCCCAUUAAUCAUUGUCCCGGCCGCAGUGACCGCAAAAUUCACGUUAUAUAAUAUCAAGCAAUUCCUGGAAAAUCAACAGUUCGUGGACGCAACCCAGAUGCGAGAGGAAGGAUUAAAGAAACCAGAUCGGGUCACCAUUGAACGUCGAAAGCCCAAUGGACAAAUCGUGCCUUACCACGUGGUGGAUUCUGUUGCAGGGUUCAAACCAACGGAUUGGGACCGUGUGUGCUGCGUGUUUGUAGCUGGUCAACAAUGGCAGUUCAAAGGCUGGAAAUGGGAAAAACCGGUCGAUUUGUUUAGCAACGUAAAAGGCUUUUAUCCCAAAUGGAGUUCGGACGAGACAAACAGCACCGUAUCAAAGUGGGCCGUCACUGAACUCAAGAUUCAUCGUCACAAGCGACAUAUGGAUAAAGCGGUCGUAUCACAAUUUUGGGACGAUCUCGACUCCUACAUAGCCACGCAUAAACCCUACCUCAAUUUCUAAAAAAAAAAAAACGAUAGAGUAUAUAACACGUUUUUGGGGGGAUUUACAAAUGAGCCAUGUAUUUUCAGAUGAAUAGGAUGCAGCGUCAUGAUACAUAUAAAAGGAAAUGA
Messenger RNA from Radiomyces spectabilis, 1470 nucleotides. Its product is annotated as RNA pol II accessory factor, Cdc73 family-domain-containing protein. Lineage: Eukaryota; Fungi; Mucoromycota; Mucoromycetes; Mucorales; Radiomycetaceae. The record is from RefSeq and is a predicted model, not a curated record. Gene Ontology annotation, molecular function: RNA polymerase II complex binding. The transcript has 7 exons. Gene Ontology annotation, cellular component: Cdc73/Paf1 complex. Bases 176 to 1360 code for a protein of 394 amino acids. Gene Ontology annotation, biological process: transcription elongation by RNA polymerase II; positive regulation of transcription elongation by RNA polymerase II.